Colletotrichum spaethianum is the source of this 1329-nucleotide messenger RNA. RefSeq lists its product as uncharacterized. NCBI's taxonomy places the organism in Eukaryota, Fungi, Ascomycota, Sordariomycetes, Glomerellales, Glomerellaceae. The coding region runs from base 1 to 1329 and encodes 442 amino acids. The record is from RefSeq and is a predicted model, not a curated record. The transcript has 3 exons.
AUGUCGCUCAAGUUCUACAAGACGCCCAGCGCCGGACGACCAUGGCGUCCGCCCGUGAUGGACGAGGAUUGCCGGCGCUAUCGCCGCCGGACAAAGCAAACCGACAAGUGGAUUCCGCCCCGGCUUGCAUUUGAAGAGGUUGUCAGGAACAAGACGGCAUCACCAUGCUCGUUAAACGACUUCAUGGACUACCUGGUCUAUGUCGAGCAGGACGCCGAGCCUCUCCAGUUCUUCCUGUGGUACUGCAGUUACGUCCACGAGUGGACGACGGCCCUCACGCCCGAGCAGCGCGCCCUUGCGCCACGCUGGGACGCGGACCGCGGCAGGAAGCUUAGCUCUCGGGAGAGACGAGCCAAGAACAAAAGCAAAGUGAGCAACAUCCUCGCGAUGCUCGACGACGAGAGCGAACACCAAGCCAAAACCGCGGGCGGCCGCGGCCACAAGCGCGGUGCAUCCUCGGCGGCCAACGUUCUACAACCCAGGAUGUCCGUCAUCGAGGAGGAAGAAAAGGAGGGGGAGGAGAAGGAGGAGGGCAAAGAGGCCGCAGAGACGCAAGCACCGCAGCCCUUCCGUGACGACAUCACCGCCAUAACGAACCACUACAUCGUCCCCAACGCCCCGCGCCGCCUGAAUCUUACAAAGGACGACCGCAACGCCGUCCUCGCCGCGACGUCCACCACUACGCACCCCUCGGCGCUCCUGCUCGCCUUCGAGAGGGUCGAGGCCCUCCUCCGCGGCAAGCUGCACCCAGACUUCAUCCGCUACAGCAUAGCCAAUGCCAACCGCGUGGCGACGCGCCUCCUCGUCCUCCUCGGCAUCUUCCUGCUGGUUCUCAGCCUGGUCCUCGACGUCAUCCUGAUCCUCUCCCGCGCAUCGCAGUACUACCGCCUCCUCCCCACACCCGUUCUCUUCGUCGGUCUCAUGAUCCUCAUCGCCGCCCUCGACGGCGUCUCCCUGUCCCUCCACCUCUCGCACAGCCGCCACGUGCGGCCCUGGGAGGUGCCCGACCUCGAGGCCGGCACGGGCGCCGACAAGCGCCACCGCCGCACCGCGACGCCCGAGAGCGUCGCCGGCGCCGUCGACCCGCUCCGCAAACCGAGCCUGCAGACGCUGGGGCCCGAGAACGUCUUCUCCGAAGAGGGGUGGGUCGCCGCGUACGAGCGGCGGCCGCUCUGGCGGCGGGUCUUUGAGCGGACCAGCGCGAGCCAGAACCGGCACCUGAGGAUUCUGCAGGACGGCGUCGUGGCGGGCGCGGUGCUGUGGGCUGCGCUGGCGACAGUGGGUCUCGGUGCCGGGUCGAUCUUCAUACCCUCGUACAACAUGUUUUAG